This is a messenger RNA of Alternaria rosae, 1078 nucleotides long. RefSeq lists its product as uncharacterized. NCBI's taxonomy places the organism in Eukaryota, Fungi, Ascomycota, Dothideomycetes, Pleosporales, Pleosporaceae. Bases 69 to 881 code for a protein of 270 amino acids. The transcript has 2 exons. The record is from RefSeq and is a predicted model, not a curated record.
CUUGCAUUGACGAGGGCCUCGAUAUUUGAUAGAAGCACUUUUAUUCCUCAAUAGAGCAGGCCCUCAUCAUGUCCGAUACUCCUGCCGUUGGCGACACGUUUGCAGCCAUGCAGCUCCACGAUGCCGCGGCUGCCUCCGUUUCAACCAAUCGACACCAUUUCCGCUUCCUAGACCUGGCUGCAGAAAUUCGAAACCGCAUCUAUGACUUUGCCGCUGAGGCACCCCCGAGCAAUAUCAUACCCAAGCCUGGCAACGGACCCACUAUCGGUCUCAUCCAAGUCUGCCGACAAAUCCGAGAUGAGUUUAGAAAGAUCUACAUGCAGAAUGUCCCCUUCACAGUCCGAGACAAAGACGUUGUGGAUUUCGCGAUAGCAUUCUUUGAGACUAGUCACGCGGACCAGCAGGCACCCAUCGGGCAACAUCCCAUCCAUGUCUUCUAUCUCUAUCCGCCGUCCACGAAUGUGGACAUACUACCUCUCCUAAAACUCAAGAUGGCGUUCCCGCAAACCGAGGUCACAAUCAUACCAGAUCCUGCAGAAAACGAAGAGCAUUUCUAUACCCAAUUGAAUUGUGAACACAUAACGCACGUCCUGGAAAAUACGUCGCCUGCAUUGAGACAUGAUAUUCGAGCAUCCAAAAUUUCCGAAUUCUGCUGUCAUCACGAUAGCAGAUUCUACUUGUGGUACAAGCUGGGUCAUGUACCCCACGGUGUCGACAUGACAUUGGAUCGGGAAGGGGUAGCUUUCGCGAACCAGAUCUACAACAUGAUAGGUGUUAAAGAUAUGUAUGGAAUUCAUCACGGCGUUGCAUUUGAAGGCAUCGAUGUGCGCAAUUCCAACAAUUCGAGCCGGGCGGGAGAUGUAGAGAAAGGACUGAGUUAGAGAGUGGUCGGCUUGAGCACCGAUGGAUCAGGCCGGCUUGGAUCCUGACACCGUUGUACUGCUAUUAAUAUUGCAGGUUCUAUGGUUCCAAAAAUGAAGGUUUCGUCAAUGUAUUCAUAGCUCCAUACAGGACAGAAACACUUCGUUGUAGCACUCCACCUUGAUUCUGCAAUGCAGUUUUGCAUACUCUGCGUAGC